AUGACGGACCAUGAGCAAGCGACAACCUCAACGGCAUCUCAGCCUUCUCAGGAGGUUAAAGUGGUGCAAAUUCCGGUGAAUUUGCCAAUGCCACCUCAGCUGGCCAUGACCGGUAACCUGGCAACGAAUUGGAAAAGGUUUUAUCGUGCUUGGCGCAACUACGAACUUGCCGCACGGCUGCGGGACUCUAGUGACCCUAGUACAAACAAAGAGCUGCGAACAGCGACUUUGUUGACGUGCAUUGGAGCUGAUGCUCUGGAUGUCUUGGACGGUUUGGAUUUCGCGAAUGAAGAAGAGAGAAAAGACAUCGAUGUUGUUGUAAGUAAGUUGGAAAAGUAUUGUAUUGGAGAAACAAAUGAGACGUACGAACGGUACUGUUUUAAUAAAAGAGAUCAAGAGUCACACGAAACGGUCGAUGCUUACUUCGCAGUCCUUCGCACAUUAGCCAAGACAUGUAACUUUGGUAAUUUGGAAGACAGCUUGAUAAGAGAUCGUAUUGUUAUGGGUAUUAAGGACAACGCCACACGAAAGAAAUUAUUGCAAGUCUCAAAGCUUACCCUGCAACAAAGCAUAGAUAUAGUUCGGUCUUGGGAGAAGACGGCGAAGCAACUCGAGUCGAUGAAAGCUGAAGAUGAGAAAGUGUUGGCUGUUAGCAAAGAACAGCACAAAGAGCAGAGGAAGCCAGUUGAGAAAAGAGCUGACGAAGGGCUAAUAAGGUGUAAAUUUUGCAGUAAAUCUCAUCUCAGAGAUAAAUUCAAAUGCCCAGCUUGGGGCAAAACAUGCUCACAGUGUAAAAGAAAGAACCACUUCGCAGUCGUCUGCAAUGCUCAGAGAAGACCAUUGACCAAAAGAGAGCCAGUAUCCGGCAUCAAUACGGAUACAGACUCGUCAGAAGGAGAGUAUAUAGCUCUGGUGGAGACCAAAGAAGAGGUGGGUGCUGUUAACUCUGAUCAAUACACCCACAAACCAAGUGCCUCCUUGAUGAUUAACAGAACACUUGAAAGUUUCCAGCUUGACAGUGGAGCAGCAGUAAACGUACUAUCUAAAAGAACACUGGCAGGGUGUUUCCAAAAGCCUAUCGAGAAGAAGUUGGUGAAGACAAACACAACUCUGGUAAUGUAUAAUGGGUCAGAAGUGAAGCCUAUUGGAAAGACAAGGCUCCAAGUUAUCAAUCCUAAGAAUAACAAGAAGUACAGCAUAGAGUUUAUGGUUGUGGAAGAGAAUUGCAAGUCCAUACUUGGGGCUAAAGCCAGUCAGCUCAUGAACUUACUUGUUGUUAACAAAGAGAACAUUUUUACAACUACGCCGAGCGUCAAAGAUGCACCCAAGUUUAUCACCAAAAAGUAUCUCAUUAAGGAGUAUCCAGAACUGUUCCAAGGUCAAGGAACUUUACCAGGGGAACUGCAUCUAGAGAUUGAUGAAACUAUUUCCCCAGUCCAGCUCCCAACACGAAGGAUUCCACUGGCUGUAAAAGACAAACUCAAAGCAGAGCUUGACCGACUAGUUGACACGAAUGUCAUAGCUCCAGUGGAUACGCCGACGACCUGGAUAUCGGCUAUUGUUGUUACAGUCAAGAAGAAUGGGGACAUCCGUUUGUGUAUUGACCCCAAACCAUUAAAUAAAGCCCUCAAGCGUAACCAUUACCCUUCACCCACCAUUGAUGAGAUCCUACCGGAUUUGGCCCACGCUCGCUGUUUCUCAGUCCUUGAUGCCAAGAACGGGUUUUGGCAUAUCCAGCUGGAUGAGGCCAGUUCAUAUGCAACAACCUUUGGCACUCCAUGGGGUCGGUAUCGGUGGUUGCGAAUGCCCUUCGGCAUAUCACCCGCACCUGAAGAGUUUCAACGACGUGUGAACGAUAUCUUGUUGGGUCUACCUGGAGUCAAAGUCAUCGCAGAUGACCUUCUUGUUUAUGGCAGUGGUGCAACAGAUGAAGAGGCAUAUCUCGACCAUGACAAGAACCUCAGGGGUUUGAUGGAACGGUGUAGAGAGAAGGGUCUCAAGCUGAACCCUGACAAGAUUCAACUUCGACUCGAAGAGGUUAGCUACAUGGGCCAUCGUCUGACAUCGAAUGGACUGAAGAUCGACCCCGAGAAGACGAAGGCCAUCAGAGACAUGCCUGCCCCCACAGACAAGUUGGGAGUACAGAGAUUGCUUGGCAUGGUGAACUAUGUGCAAAAGUUCGCCCCUAAGUUAGCUGAGAUCACUACACCUCUACGUGAUCUGAUCAAGCACGGACAUGAAUUCCGGUGGGAGAAGCAUGUGCAUGGGAAAGCGUUGGAGGAAAUCCGACAGAUGCUCUCAGAACCACCAGUGCUACGGUUCUUCGACCCUGAUGUAAUGCCAGUCCUGCAGUGUGAUGCAUCCAUGAAUGGUCUUGGGGCCUGCCUGUUACAGAACAACCAACCAGUGGCAUAUGCGUCAAGGUCGUUAACACCAACCGAAGUACAGUACGCUCAGAUAGAGAAGGAGAUGCUGGCCAUCGUGUAUGGGAUGGAGAGAUUUGAAAGUUAUCUGUAUGGUCGACACGUAAAAGUAGAAUCAGAUCAUAAACCACUUGAGUCAAUCCUAAAAAAAAGCCUACUAAGUGCACCAAAGCGCCUACAACGUAUGAUGCUACGACUCCAGAAGUUUGAGCUCGAAGUCGUGUACAAGAAGGGACCACUUAUGUUUAUGGCAGAUACGCUAAGUCGAGCAACUUCCCACCAGCCAAAUGUCGAAGGACCAGGAGAGACCGAGGAAGUGAUGAUCAUGCAGGACACAAGAUCAAUAACGGAAAGAGAAGUAGAGCAAAUUGACAUGCUGCAGAAUCUAGCAGUAAGAGAAACUACUCUAGCCCAAAUUAAAGAGCACACAGCGGCAGACAGCAACCUGCAGGCACUGGUGAGAAUUGUGAAAGAAGGGUGGCCAAACACAGAGAAUGAGGUGUCUCCAGCAUUACGAGUGUAUUACCCGUUUCGCGACGAGUUGACCGUACAAAAUGGAGUUAUCUUUAAAGGCGAGAGAUUGAUUGUGCCAGAAGGAUUGAGAGCUGAAAUGCAAGAGAAACUUCACUACAACCAUGGUGGGGUACAGGCUACACUCAGAAGAGCCAGGGAAGUAUUCUAUUGGCCAGGAAUGAACAAAAACAUUGAGGAUCUCAUCGCAAAGUGCAAUAUUUGUGCGCAGUACCGAACAAUAAACCAGAAAGAACCUCUUAUGAGUUCUCCAGUCCCAACGCGUCCAUGGGAGUCGAUUGCAACAGACUUGUUUGAGUUUGGAAACAAAGAUUAUCUUGUUACAGUAGAUUACUACUCUAACUUUAUAGAGGUGGAUAGACUGUACUCGAAGACCAGCACUGAAGUAAUCCACAAAUUAAAGGCACACAUGGCACGGUACGGGAUACCGGAGAGGGUAGUCAGUGACAACGGUCCUCAAUACAGUUCCCGCGAGUUUCAGGAUUUUGCCACACGAUAUGAAUUCGAGCAUGUGACCUCGUCGCCUCGAUAUCCUCAAUCGAAUGGGAAAGCGGAAAGUGCUGUGAAGAUAGCAAAGCGAAUUAUGAAGAAAGCGUUGGAUGCGAAAGCAGAUCCGUACCUGGCAAUACUAGAACACCGGAACACGCCAUCGGAAGGUAUGACUACCUCGCCCGCCCAACGAUUGUUUGGCAGGAGAACAAGAUCCCAAAUUCCAAUCUCGCGCCAACUGCUUGAGCCCACCUGUACGCAUUCAACAAAGCAAGAGCUGAAAAAGGCAAGAGCUAAACAAGCCUACUAUUACAAUAGAGGAUCCAAGAAGCUUACACCACUCAAGGUCGGUGAUGCGGUUCGUAUGAUGCCCGAGAAAGGAAAGGAUAGGUGGAGGAAAGGGACGGUGAAAGCGAUUGUUAGUCCAAGGUCGUAUAUUGUGGCAACUGAUGAUGGAGGAAACUAUAGAAGAAAUCGCAGGCAUAUCCGGAAAACUGCAGAGCUAGGCGAUUCAGAAGCAGAUGUAGACGGAGAGUUGCCAGUGCAAGAGCAGAAUACACCAGGCCAGCAGCAGGAGCCUGAAUCUGAAGAACCAAUUCCUCAGCCACCUGUAGAGCACACCACUCCCAGGAGCACAGUGAGAACAUCAAAUAGACAAACACGUAGACCGGCAUAUCUUGAAGACUACGUGACUGAAAACUAA
This is a messenger RNA of Dendronephthya gigantea, 4146 nucleotides long. RefSeq lists its product as uncharacterized. Lineage: Eukaryota; Metazoa; Cnidaria; Anthozoa; Malacalcyonacea; Nephtheidae. Gene Ontology annotation, molecular function: nucleic acid binding. The coding region runs from base 1 to 4146 and encodes 1381 amino acids. Gene Ontology annotation, biological process: DNA integration. The transcript has a single exon. The record is from RefSeq and is a predicted model, not a curated record.